AUGGCGCCCGAACAGGGACCGUCGCGAACGGGAAGGAGCGGGAAAGUAAUGAAGACGUGGAUCUAUCUUUUGAAUAAAAAUUCAAUGAUCGCGGAACUCGAGGCACGGGGUAUCCCAACAAACGGCACGUUAGACGAGCUCCGCUUACGCUUGAGUAAUUACAUAGACGAACACCCCGACGACUUCCGCGACCCCACUCCGCCCGCGCCACCCGCCCCGCCCGCCGACGCCCGCUCUACGAAUUCUGGAGCUACAUACGAUGCGGAUACCGCGCCGUCCAGGAUACUAAAUCAGAUGCGCAAGUGGGGGGUACACUUCGACGGGAAAGACCCCUGGGCGUUCCUCGAACGCGUGGAGGAGCUACGCGAAGGGUGCGAAUAUUCGGACGCCCAAAUCUUACGGGGGAUCCCCGAAUUACUGCGCGGGGACGCGCUACUAUGGUGCCGCAACUCCAGGGAUGCAUGGGACUGCUGGGGCGAUUUCGUGAGCGACUUUAAGGCCGCGUACCUACCCCGCCAUUACCGCGUCCAGCUAAUGAACGAAAUUCGCGAGCGAGUGCACAAACCCGGGGAACCAUACCUCAAGUACGCGACCGCGGUAAUUGCACUCAUGCGACGAGCCGGGGGGUUCUCGGAAGAAGAACAAGUAGAGCAGCUCUACCAAAACCUCCACCCGGACUAUCAAUGGCGAAUCCGGCGCCGCGAUAUAUUCACUAAGCGGGAUUUAUUGGAAGAAGCGACGGAACUCGAGCAAAUUCAGAGCCGGCAGAAAGAGAACCCCGACAGAUCAACCCCCCGCGGAAUCCCGAUCACGGCCGCCGCGUACAACCGCGCCGAAUGCUGCUGGCGAUUGCGGGAAGGACGGCGUGCUAACCAGGGACUGUCACCCUCCGCCGCAAACGGGAAACGGAACCAGGACCGGGGAAACGAUAGAAACUCCCCGGUCCUUCCAGUAAGCUUUACUCCGCGACCUCACGCCACCGUCCGAGUCCGGCAACUUACUUUCCAGGCGCUUAUUGACACCGGAUCCGAAUUAUCGUUUGUAAACAUAGCAACAGCCCAAACCCUAAGUGAUCAUGGCUACCAGAUCCAGCCCCGCCAGGGCACCGUCCAACUGGCGGACGGACAACGGAGUACGUUGCCGGGUCGCAUCCAGUUACCGAUCCGUAUCGCAGAAACGCAGCUGUGGCAUACAUUUCACGUCAUGCCAACGCUGAGCAGCACAGUGCUGAUAGGCGUGGACCUGUGGGGGAAACUGGGAUGCAGUAUACCCGCCCCACCUAUCAGAUACGCGCAAAGACACGCACCAAGGAACGCGGCAACCGGGGUCAUGACCCAAUCCAGAACCGAGAACAAACGAUUACGCGAAUUCCUGGAAAACCAGUUACCAUUAUUCGACACAAUCACCGGACCGACAAAACACGCGGAACACCACAUACGCGUAAAACCGGGAACAUUACCAAUCAAGCAGAGGUACCGUCCCCGAAACCCGGCAAUGCAAGCAAUCAUAGACCAAGAGGUAGAAAAAAUGCAUAACGAGGGGAUAAUAGAGAAAUCGCAUAGCCCCUGGAGUUCCCCGAUCGUAGUAGUGCGAAAGAAAGACGGAAAACACCGCUUUUGUAUCGAUUUCCGACGAGUAAACGACGUGACCGAGACCGAUGCGUAUCCCCUCCCUCAGAUUACCGCGACCUUGGAUAAAUUAAGGGGGGCCAAGCACCUCACAACGCUGGACCUAAAAAACGGAUACUGGCAAGUACCAUUAUCGGCAUCGAGCCGUUCUGUCACGGCGUUUACGGUCCCCGGGAAGGGCCUCUUUCAAUUCAAAGUGAUGCCUUUCGGACUGCAUUCAGCACCGGCAACGUUUCAAAGGCUCUUAGAUACGGUCCUGGGGCCCGAGCUCGAACCGCGGGUUUUCGUGUACCUCGACGAUAUCAUCGUAAUAAGCAGCACUUUCGAAGAGCACCUAGAAACCUUACGGGAAGUUUUCGAACGAUUAAGGAGGGCAAACCUCCGACUAAACCCGGAGAAAUGCCGAUUCUGCGUUGACCGCUUAAAAUACUUGGGCCACAUUGUAGACGAGGAAGGAAUCCGAACAGACCCAGAAAAGACUCAGGCAGUAACGCAGUGGCCGACACCGCAAACGGUUAAGCAGAUCCGGCAGUUCCUCGGCUUAGCAUCGUGGUACCGCCGAUUUAUACCGGAUUUCGCAACUACAGCCGCCCCACAAACCGCGCUCACAAAAAAGAACGCCCGAUGGAGAUGGGCAAACCAAGCAAAGCCAGCCGGACUAGCACACGCCACCCCCGUAACCCGCCCUUGGCAACAGGUAACCAUGGAUCUGGUAGGCCCCCUACCCCGAUCAAAGAAGGGAAACACGUGGUUGCUCAACAUACAGGACAGAUUCACGAAAUGGGUGGAAAUGUGCCCACUGCGCCGCGCCACCGCCCCGGCAGUUACAGACUGCAUCGAGAAAAAUCUUAUUUAUCGACACGGGUGCCCAGAGAGUAUCCAUUCGGAUAACGGCACCCAGCUGCGCGCCAAACAGUUAACAGAGCUCCUGUCCGCGUUCCGCAUAAAACACACGUUCACCCCCGUACACGCCCCUCACUGCAACCCAGUCGAACGAACCAAUCGAACGUUAAAGACGAUGAUCGCGCAGUUUGUCGGCAAGAACCACAAAAAUUGGGACGAACAAUUACCGCAACUACAAUUUGCGUACAACUCCGCAAAACACGAAGCGACGAAAUAUACACCCGCGUUCCUAAACCUCGGACGGGAGCUCGCGCCGCGCGGCACACCAUACGCAAUAACGCGGGCCGCCGCCCCGCCGCCUAGCGUCAAGCAAAAACGCCUAGAGGAGACCUUUGAACUCGUAGGAAUAAACCUCGCGCGCGCGUUUCAGACUCAGCAAAAAUAUUAUAAUUUGCGUCGCCGACCGUGGCUACCACGAAUCGGGGAGUGGGUAUGGAAGCGCGAGUACCCACUCUCCAACAAAAUGGCCGCAUUCAACGCCAAACUAGCCCCCAAAUACGCGGGCCCUUUCGAGGUAAGACAAAUCAUAUCCCCCGUCAUCGUAAACCUGCGUAACCGUAACGGGCGAUGGGCAAGGCACAUACACGUCCAGGAUUUAAAACCCGCGCUCGUGGAAAACACGGAAGACGACGACGAGAACACCCCCUCCAUAGCCAGUUGUGACAAACAAGACGAUGACGCGGACAGUAUCCGUACCGAAUCCGAAGCGUAA
Messenger RNA from Wasmannia auropunctata (little fire ant), 3243 nucleotides. RefSeq lists its product as uncharacterized. Gene Ontology annotation, biological process: DNA integration. NCBI's taxonomy places the organism in Eukaryota, Metazoa, Arthropoda, Insecta, Hymenoptera, Formicidae. The transcript has 3 exons. Gene Ontology annotation, molecular function: nucleic acid binding. The record is from RefSeq and is a predicted model, not a curated record. Bases 1 to 3243 code for a protein of 1080 amino acids.